Molecule: messenger RNA, 1386 nt
Organism: Camellia sinensis
Lineage: Eukaryota; Viridiplantae; Streptophyta; Magnoliopsida; Ericales; Theaceae
Source: RefSeq, a predicted model, not a curated record
GACCGGUUAUCCGGGCGAAUGCCAACUGAUACACUGAUUGACAACGGGGACAAUUACGAGUGACAAGGGUGAUAACCAUGGUUGAUAAGAGUGAUGCCGGUCGUCCGAUACAAGGAGGCACUUUGAGAGCGUCAAACACAUUUCCUGGAGAUAGACAUCUAAUUGAACUAUGGGCACCAAAUUCUCAGCCACUUAACAAUACAACUUCUUCUGAUCCUCUAUCUGGCCAAGAAAAUCAAAACUAUGGAAUCUACUAUGAGGACAUCACCUUCCGCGACAUCCUCUUUGAUUCAAGCUUCCGAGGAGGAGGACUUCUGGUGAUCGAUUCAGCCAGGAUCCGCAUAAACAAUUGCUUCUUCCUCCAUUUCACCACUGAAGGAAUUCUAGUCGAAAGAGGCCACGAGACCUUCAUAUCAAGCUGCUUCCUCGGGCAACACUCAACAAUCGGAGGUGACAAAGAGGAGAGAGAUUUUUCGGGCACUGGCAUUGUUCUUGCUAGCAAUGACAACGCAAUCACAGAUGUCGUUAUCUUCUCAGCUGCCACAGGAAUUAUUUUAAAGGGUCAAGCUAACAUGGUCACCGGGGUACAUUGUUACAACAAGGCAACAUAUUUUGGUGGUGUUGGAAUUCUAGUUCAAGCUGCACAAACUAGAAUAGACAAUUGUUACCUAGAUUUCAAUGCUAUAGUGAUUGAAGACCCAUCUCAAAUCCAUGUUAGUAAUGGGUUUUUUCUUGGAGAUGGUAACAUUGUGUUGAAAUCAAUUAAAGGACAAAUCUCAGGGCUGACCAUAGUCAAUAACAUGUUUUGUGGGGCACCACAAAACAUGGUACCCAUUGUGAAGUUAGAGGGACAAUUCACAUCCAUUGAUCAAGUGGUCAUUGAUCACAACAAUGUGAAUGGGAUGAGUUUGAAAUCGACAGUGGCAAAAUUGGCGGUGGCGGGGAACGGGACAAGGUGGGUGGCAGAUUUUUCAUCGGUGUUGGUGUUUCCGAACCGGAUAAAUCAUGUCCAAUACUCAUUUUAUUUCUCUCCAGGGUUUGUAGGGUUUCCAGGACAUGGAGUGACAAACGUUUCAAGCAAUGUGGUGGUUGUGGAGAGUGAUAAGGCAGUUGAUGGGGUGGUUUUCAUGGAAGUUGAUCAAUAUAACAUGGUAGGAGAGAGAAACUUUCUCAUGCGAAGUAGAGAAAUUGUACAAUUCCAUUGAUUUUGGUUUCAUGAUAGAGUGAAAGUAAUUGAUUUUGAAUUCAAUAUAAAUGUUUUCACCUACUUUUUCAGUAUUUUGUUUUGACUAUAGUGUUGAUUUGACCAAUUUGUCUACGUUGGUUGGAUUCUUCUUAGGUACUAACAUUUUAUUAAUUAGUAGUUAUUGAAGUUGAUGAAAGUGC